AUGAAGGUUCUGAAGAUGAGUCAGAAUCUGAAGGUUCUGAGGAAAGAAUUUGAGGGUUCUGAAGCUGAGUCAAAGUCAGAAGAUGACUCUGAAGCUGAAGGAGAAGUUGCCUCUAAAGAGGAUUUUGUCUCUGAAGAUUCUGAUGAUGAUCCAGAAUCUGGAGGUAAUCCAAUCUCUGGAAAUGGAGGUUCUAAAGGAAGAACUUCUGAAGAUAUUGAUUAUGAUUCUGAAGAUGAGUCAGAGCUUGGAAAUGAUUCUAAGAGUGAGUCAGAAUCAGAAGGUGAGAUUGAUUUUGAGGAAGAAUCUGAUUCUGAUCCAAAUUUUGAUGGUGAUUCAGAUUCUGGUGGUAGUCCAGAUUCUGGGAAUAUUCCAGAUUCUAAAGGUGGUCAUGCUUCUGAAGUCAGUAUUUUUGGAGUUCCAACAUCUGAUACUGUUUCAGAAUCAGAAGGUUCUGAACAAGUUCAGAUGCCACAAAGAAUCAGAAACAUUUCGAGAAGGUUUGUAGAGUUUGACAUGCUACAAGAUACUGAAAUAUAUUUUAAAGGGGAAGUUAUUCAGUGUGCCAUGUUAGUAGACUCUGAACCCGAAAGUACAGAAGAAGCUCUCAAGCAGAAAGUCUAG
Molecule: messenger RNA, 621 nt
Organism: Lathyrus oleraceus (garden pea)
Lineage: Eukaryota; Viridiplantae; Streptophyta; Magnoliopsida; Fabales; Fabaceae
Exons: 2
Coding region: 1-621 (206 amino acids)
Source: RefSeq, a predicted model, not a curated record